UCUACUUCCGUGAAAACAACAGUAGUUCGAGCGGAAUGAAACUCAGCUGUGUUUACAUGUCUAAAAAGAACUUUUGCUGAGGAUGUUUGAUACGAAAAAAAAUGUUCAGUAAGGUAGGAGGAGGUUCUAAGAACCAGUUCCUCGAGCAGACAAAGGCUGCACGAGCGGAGAGAGCCCAGGGAAAGGAGCGGGACAAGCAUGCCACAAUACUGCAGGCACAUAUCAGGGGUUUUCUGACCAGACGACGGUUUCAAAAGGGAUUACAGACUAGCAUCAAUGAGCUGCUCCAGAUUCCAGAAAAUCCUGAAGAUGAAUAUAAACCCAAACUACUACCAGCCCUGGAGGUGUACAAGAAAAUCCGACAAUUUUUCUAUGUAUAUUCACAAGAACCUGACAAAAGGAAGCUUGAAUUUUUAUGUCGGUACCUGUUGUCCUCCAUGGAUACGGAGCAGAUAAAGUUGUGCUAUGUGUCGGUGGCCCUGAUGAAACCCUACGUAGUGGAAUGGAUCCUACAAGCUAAGAACAUCAUGUGGCAGAGUUGUUCCUGUCUCCGAACCCUCAGGCCGGAGAACCACACAGAAAUGCAGUCCAUUAUGUUACACCUACGACUGUUGAUCACGUUCACCAGUACCAGUACAUGGAAAAUACUUAAGGGGAAGACAGGUGAGCCGCUGGUCGCUAUGAUGAAUCAGCUUUGUAACACUUUGAUGGGAAAUCUCAACACUAAAGGAAUGUACCCAAUCCUUCAGGGAUUACUGACUAGGGGCCUGUCAGCCUCCAAACCUGCCUUCAAACAUGCCUCCUUGUCGGCAGUUGUCACCCUGGCUUUAAGGCCCCUCAUAGCUUCAAACUUUUCCGAAAACCUGAUGAACGUGUUUAUACUACACAUCCUCUCAGUGCCUGCUAUUGUGUGUCACAUGUCCAACAUGUCUCCUGUUUGCCUUACCCAGAUGGUCACUCACAGAAUAUUCAAACGGUCACUGGAUCUUUUGACCAACGAACAGAGCACUAGGAUCAUCUUCAACUCACUAGAGGGAAACUAUGCUCUCUGUCUUCUUGCAAAUUUGGUGCAGCUUGGAUAUAUAGAGCUAGAG
This is a messenger RNA of Mizuhopecten yessoensis (Yesso scallop), 1094 nucleotides long. Its product is annotated as ubiquitin-protein ligase E3B-like. Gene Ontology annotation, molecular function: ubiquitin protein ligase activity; protein binding. The annotation marks the transcript as partial. NCBI's taxonomy places the organism in Eukaryota, Metazoa, Mollusca, Bivalvia, Pectinida, Pectinidae. The record is from RefSeq and is a predicted model, not a curated record. The transcript has 13 exons. Gene Ontology annotation, biological process: ubiquitin-dependent protein catabolic process; protein polyubiquitination.